CUCCUGAUUGCGCUGCGGGCAGACUGACUGCGGAUUGCCUAACUUAUAUCUGCUAAAAAACUGGGGCUCUGGAGUUUGUGAAGAUCAUUUUAUUGCAGAAAGGAGGGCAGUCCAGGAAACUUCUCCAUGAAUGUACGUCACAAUGAUGAUGACAGACCAGAUUCCACUGGACCUGCCCCCGCCUCUGCUGAACGGGGAGGUGCCCCUGAUGCCGCACAUGGUUAACGGAGACGGAGCGCAGCAGGUCUUUCUUGUUCAAGUCAACCCUGGAGAGACCUUCACCAUACGGGCAGAGGAUGGUUCACUGCAGUGCAUCCAAGGGCCUGCUGAGGUUCCAAUGAUGUCACCCAACGGCUCCAUACCCCCCAUCCAUGUGCCUCCAGGAUACAUAUCCCAGGUGCUGGAGGACAACACUGGGGUGCGUCGGGUGGUGGUUACCCCGCAGUCCCACGAGUGCUACCCCCCCAGCUACUCCCCGGGCAUCUCACCCACCCACCACCUGCCCCCCUACAUGACCCACCCCCACUUCAUCCCCAACUCGCACACGGCCUUCUACCCGCCCGUCAGCCCUGGAGACAUGCACCAGUACUACCAGCAUCACCUCCCGCCCAUGUAUGGAGAAGAAAUCAUUCCAGUUUACGGCAUGAACUACAUCAACCGGGAAGAGCAGUACAGCAAGCCACAGCCCAAGAAGAUGCCCAAGGCCCGGGAGCUGGACCGGCAAAACCGCCUCAACAGCCCACCCGCCUCCGUCUACAAGGGCACCAUGGGCUGCGCCAACACCUACAACGGCUACGGCAAGAGCCACAGCAGCGUGGGCGGCAGCGGUGGGGGAGGGGGCAGCCCCAGCGCCAAGAAGACCACCCGAGGGCCUCGCAGCAGUCCCAGGAACAGCGAACCAGACCCGCAAGAUCCUGACUCGGAAACAAAGCGAAUUCAAGACAUGUUGUCAGGAAUGGAGAAACCACAGAUCUCUAACGUCCAGGCGAGGACGGCUCGGCUGAGCUGGGUGCCCCCGGCGGGCCUGGUGAGCAGAGACAGGCACAGCAACGGCCACCCAUACAGCUGCACCUACGAGGUCACGCUGUCCGACAAGGGCCGGGACAGCAAGUACCGCCUCAUCUACAGUGGCGAGGAGUUGGAGUGCAAUUUGAAAGACCUGCGACCUGCAACAGACUACCACGUCAGAGUGACCGCCAUUUACAACUCAGUGAAAGGCUCGUGCUCAGACAUGGGAACCUUUACCACCCACAGCAGCACCCCAGACUGCCCCUUCCCCCCGAAACUCUCCCACCGUACCAAGGGCUCCCUCACACUCCAGUGGAAGCCUCCUGUCGACAACGGAUCAAAGAUCACCAACUACCUUUUAGAGUGGGAUGAGGGCAAGAGGAACAACAUGUUCAGAGAAUGCUACUUUGGGAGCCAGCGGCACUGUAAACUGACUCGCCUGUGUCCUGCCAUGGCCUACACGUUUCGCGUGGCUGCACGGAAUGACAUUGGCAUGAGUGGUUUCAGUCCAGAGGUGGUGUUCUACACGACUGGAAGCCUGCCCCACCUGCCCCUGGCUCCCCGGCUGGUGCGAGCCGGUAUCACGUGGAUCACGCUGGAGUGGACUCGGCCCGACGGCUGCUCGGCCGAGGAGCACAUCACCUACACGCUGGAGAUCCAGGAGGAGAACCACGGAACAGAGUUUCACCCAAAGUACACUGGAGAAAACUUGACCUGUACUGUUGAGGGGCUGAAGAGGAGCACACAGUAUAAAUUCAGGCUGAUUGCGUCUAACGUGGAGGGCCGCAGUAGCCCCAGUGAGGUUCUGGUGUGCACCACGAGCCCAGACAAACCUGGCCCCCCAUCAAAGCCCUGUGUGAAGGGAGCCAUCACACCUUACAGCUUCAUAGUGAAAUGGGAUCCUCCACAAGAUAACGGUGGCUCAGAAAUCUUGACAUACCUCUUGGAGAUUUCAGAAGGCAGUUCUGAGGCCAACCAGUGGGACAUUGCUUACAGUGGGCCGGCCACAGAGUGUGAGUGCGAUCACUUGAAACCUGGCACUUUGUACAGACUGCGUAUCUGCAGUAUCAGCACCGGAGGACACAGCCCGUGUUCUGAGAGUGUGCCGGUCCGCACGUUAAGUGUGGCUCCAGGACCCUGCCAGGCUCCACGCGUCGUGGGCAAAGCCAAGCACAAGGAAGUGCAGUUACAAUGGGAGUGUCUGUCCUCUGAGGGCUCUUGCGAAGUGACCGAGUACAGUCUGGUGAUGAGCGGAGGUGAGGGCGAGGGGGUGGAGCCUGCGGAGGUCUACCAUGGCCCGGAGCUGGAGUGCACAGUGGGCAGCCUGCUCCCCGGCGCCACCUACAGCUUCCGCCUGCGCGCUGCCAACGAGGCUGGGUAUGGACCUUUCUCUGAAGCCACGGAGGUGACGACUGCCGCGGGACCUCCAGGGCAGUGUGGGGCGCCAACUCUCACCCUCACGUCCAGCACGGGUGUCAUGGUGAGCUGGGAGAGUCCAGAGACCUCAGGUGCGGACAUCUCUGAGUACCGUCUGGAGUGGGGCCGUGACGAGGAGCCCAUGGAGAUGAUCUACUGCGGCAGCGGCACCCAGUGUGACAUCUCCGACCUGGCCCCCGCCACACACUACUGCUGCAGACUGCAGGCGGCCAACCAGGCGGGUGUGGGCCCCUACAGCGAGGCGGUGAGCUGCCAGACGCCGGCCAGCGCCCCGGAGGUGGUGUCAGGGCUGUGCGUGCUGGAGCAGGGUCCAGCUGGGGACUGCAGCGGGGACUACUGGCCUUCCAGCUGCCUGGCCCUGCGCUGGGACGAGCCCUGCUGCAACGGGGCGGAGAUCGGCAGCUACGCGCUGCACCUGGGGGACAGGACCGUCAGCCUGGACGGCAGCGCCACCUCCCACGUCAUCCAGCAACUGCAGCCGGACACAGAGUACAGCAUCCAGAUCCAGGCGGUGAAUGAGGUGGGCGCCGGCCCCCUGAGUGCCCCCCUGGUGGCCUGCACCCGUCCGCUGCCCCCUGCGCCCCCCAGGCUGGAGUGUGUGGCCCCUGGGCCCCUGAGCCUGAAGCUGCGCUGGGGAGAGAACAGCAGCAGCAGCAAGAGCCUGCUCAGCACCGAGCUCACCUACAACCUGCAGAUGGAGGACAAGACGGGCAGGUUCCAGACCAUCUACCGUGGGCCCAGCCACACAUACAAGAUGCAACGGCUGGCCGAGUCCAGUUCCUACUGCUUCAGGAUCCAGGCGGUCAGCGAGGCUGGCGAGGGCCCGCACUCAGACACCUACUGCUUCACCACUACCAAGUCUGUGCCCCCCACACUUAGAGCACCCAGGGUGUGUCAGCUGGAGGGGAACGUGUGUGAGGUGAGCUGGGAGUCAGUGCCACCCAUGCGAGGAGACCCAAUCAUCUACAGCUUGCAGAUGCUCAUCGGGAGAGAGCUGGACUACAAGCAGGUGUACAAGGGCGAGGAGACGUCCCACCAGAUGCUCCUGCAGUGCAACACAGAGUACCGCUUCCGCGUGUGCGUGUGCCGACGCUGCCAGGACAGCGCUCAGGAGCUCUGCGGCCCUCUCAGCGCGUCCUCACUCUUCACGCCGCGCCGCCCCGAGCCCUCCCCGACCGCCGACGCAACCGCCACCGCCGCCGCAGCAGCAGCUGGCGCCGUCGUCCCCGCCGGCAUCAUCUCGACAGACGAGCGCUUCGCGGCGGUCAUCGUGUGCGCCUUCGCGGCCCUCUCCAUCCUCAUGGCGUUCAUCCUGCAGUACUUCUUCAUGAAGUGAUGGAACCGCCGAGAGGAAAAGAGCACAACGAGGGGAAGACAAAUACACAAACAAACAAGCAAACAAGCAAAGAAACUUUUCAGUAGUAGCUCUUCAGUGAGAUAUGAGAAGAAAUCAUCAAACACUUGAGGUAUAUGUCUGACGCUACCGGUGUAGUCCAACUUAUGUAUUCAGGCUUGUUAGUCUUUUUGACCUGCACAUUCUUUUUCUUCACUGUGACUCUUCUCAGUUCCCUUUCUCUCUCUCUCUCUCAUUUGCUCACUCAUUCACUCUCUCAUCUCGUCUUUGGAUCUGCCACAUCUGCCAAAAAAAGCCUGUUACAUCUACCACACCGUCAUGGUUGAGAACACAAACUCGGAUGUAUUAAGCCUUAAAAAUAGUCCUGUAGCCAAAUGAUUUGCAUGUUCUUUUUUAAUCCAUUAAUGGUGUACAACUAAAAAGAAGAAAUGUAAUGUUCUUUAUACCUUUAUGGCCUUUUAUGUGUCUUUUUUAUCUCACCUAGUUUGCUGCAGACAUUUUCUGCCUCGUUACAGCCAUAUUCAAGGAUAGGCAUCACAGCUUUAUUGAUCGUAGUCUGAUUUCGUUGUUGAUCUUUAAAUGCUGUUCUUUGUACUGUUCGUUUUUUUUACAAGAGAAAUCACAGUGUUCAAAAGGAACCCAACACUAGUGGAUGGCUCCAGCCUGGCAGUUUGGCCUCUAGAACAUGUAGCAUCUGAUUUGAUUGGUUUGAUCCUCCCAAUGAAUCACAUGUCAAUCAAAAGGCAAGUCUGGAGCUCUUGCAUUGAAGCUGCCAAAGCAAAAGUUGCAAUCUGUUUGUGGUUAUCGUAAUGCUGCUAUCAUGUGUUUUAUAUAUAGAUACACACACACACACACACACACACACACACACACACACACACACACACACACACACACACACACACACAUAUAUACAUAUAUAUAUAUAAUCUCCAAGGAAAAUCGAACCGGUUAUCUAAUGAUAUUUAAAAUAUAUAUAAUUCUAUGAACACAGUUUAUUUUGAGAAAUCUUGGGUUUGAGUAGGCUUCUCAAAUGGAGUGUCUUGGAGGAUGAGUCGGCUCACAUACUUUGGUGCUUUUUGUUUGUUUGUUUGUUUGUUUUUUAAUCUGUGGUCAGUAGUGGUGCAGGUGAAACGUGGGAGGUGGCCGUACCGUACCGUAUCGUACACAAGCCCCUGAUGUAGUGCCGGCCUGCCACAGGCACCCGACUAGUGAACAGGGGCGCGUCCUGGAGCUUCGUCAGGCUGUCCGUUCGUGACGGCGUCUGUCACUCCAGUCCUAAAACUCUUGCUUGUCGUGUUGUUGCGCUUAUCGGACCGAAUCGGUCAGGCCCCAGAAGUUCCUCUGCUCCAUGCGCUAAACGUUACCUCUGGAGUCAGAUCUCACUGCUCUCACUACAGACCCAGGGACCAGGACGACUGUUGAAUGACUAGUGCCACAAGAAAUCCAAUCAAAGCAAAAGCCAGUGCGUUGCUGUGAAAGAAUUCCUCGAGCCGCUGCUCCGCGCCCCGUAAAUCAUCAUCUGUCUUUGUAAUACCCCUUAAUGAUCCUCUCUCUCUCUCUCUCUCUCUCUCUCUCUCUGUCUCUCUCUCCUGCAGUGGCUUCAAAAUUCUGUUCAAUUUCAAAAGGUGCUUUCAUGACACAAUUCUAGCAGUGAACCCCUCCUUAAUCUUUAAACACCAACCAAGAACCUUAACAUGUAUGCCAAUCACUAUUGGGGUAAAGGGCCGUGUAAUGCGCUUCAUCAGCCAAGGUACAAAACAUCAGAUUCCACAAAUCCAAAGAGAUCCUCCUAUAGACCUGCAGACAGACGUCUUUCUUUAAAGCAAGGGAAAAAAGAAGGGGAAUUGUCAGGGUGCAGGGCUUUUAGUGGUCAGUAAGCCCCUCCCUCAUUUUUGACUGACAGCAUGCAUCGUACCUCAGGGACACGGACUUUCAAGAGGUGAAGAAAUUAAUUAUUUGUUACCAGGAGGGUGCUGCAAACACUAUUGUUUUUAUUAUUAUUAUUAUUAUUAUUGAUUUUUUUUGUUUGUUUGUUUGGCUCACUCUCUGUUCCCCUGCAUCCUCGCACCUCUGCUCUCAGUGUGCUUCUGUGCCUUGCUCCUUUGUGUCCGUAAGCAAAAUCGUUUACUAGCUCAAGAUACCUUUGCCAAAGUAAAUGGGAAUCUAAGGUAUAAUUCUUUUAGUUUUAUUUAUACUAUAUAUUGCAUUCAGUACUUUAAAUGCCAAUUACAGUGCAAUCUUCAUUUAUUUAUUUUUAAAAAAAUUAAGAGACAUGUAGUUACGUACUAUUUUUUUUCUCUUGUAGCAUGUUAUUUCUGUUUGUUUGUUUUGGAUGUUUUAGAUUUAUGAUUAAGGCCAGCAUUCCUAAUAAUAAUAAUAACCCUUUGAUGACGUUUCUUUCCAUAAUUUGGUACAUGUAGCAAGCAACAUGCUGUUAACAUCUACAUUUACAUAUAACCGAAUGCCUAUUCAUCACCUUUCAGAGAAGAGCUGUGCUUUCAGCCCAUUGUAUUUGCAUAGAGAGUUUGUAGCAGAUGUUUAACCAGGUUAUGGUGUUUUGUAAUGGGAUAUAAUUCGCUACACUUUGGUAUGGCUUAAUAGUGUUCUGAAGCUUAUGAUAUACCGUUUGCCAAAGCUGAGACCUGUCCACCUUACUUAUCUUUCUUUGUCUGCUGUUUAUUUAAAGGGUUGUGUGACAAAUCCUUUGUGACUAUAGAGCAUUAUUAUCUUGAAAGAGGAAAAUGAUAACUUGAUCUGUGAUUACACCUUUUUUUCUUUUUGUAGAGAAAAUUGUGCCAUUUAUUUGUGUAGCCCCUUAUUGAGGUGAAGUUCUCUGUACAAUUUCACUCUGAGGGGUCAGAGAUACAAUCAGACUGUUUUGAGCAAGUAUUCUUUUUCCAUGCAUCAUAGCUCAGUAGGGAACGCAUCCAGUAUUUUGCUAUGGAAUGAUAUAUAGAGUUAUAUAGAGAUAUUAUAUGUCAACUAACAGAAAUGAAGCACUUUUUAAAAAGCAAAAUAUUAGUCUUCAUAAACUUUAUUGUGAUCAAAUUUCAAUUAUUUCAAGUGAUUAUAUCCCUAAUGAAAUCUGUUUAGGCUGCAACCUUUUUUAAAAGCAGGAGGAAGAUGACUUUAACAAAUAGGAAGUCAGACAAAUCCAAUGUCUAAUGUCUAAAAGAUCUUUAAACCUUAUAUCAUUAUUGUUGUUUGCAUUCAUCUCAAUUUGUUUUUGUUUAUCUAUAAGGUCUGUGUCUUCAUCAAAUUAUAUGUUAAGAUGAACGAAGUCCUUAGAAUUUUAAGCAAAUGGUUUUCAGAGACCUAACUUUUUUUUUACCCAAACAAGUUUGUUACUAUUUUUAUACCAUUAUUUUUUGUUUGAAUGCAAAAGCAUUGAUUUUUAAUGUAGUUUGCUGAAGAGUUCUCCCAAACUCCCAAAAUGCUCCCUGGUAAAUGUAUAGAGCAAAUGUUUUGAACUAUUUUCCAAAACAAUGUAUUUUAUACCUCAAAGUUCGAAAAAAUGAGAAACAUUCCAAGCUUUUCAUGGUCUACAAUUUUUAAGAAUCAUACAUUUCUUCUUGUAUUGUAAAUGUUAGACAAUUUCAUAAGCAUUAUGUAAAAGAAACUGCCAUAUCAAUUUUAAUGUAUAGAUUUUUGCAAAUACUACCCAAUGUAUGUAAGACUUAUCAGUACCUGUAGCUUAUAUGUAAUAUAUUUAUGCCCAAUAAAUGUUUUAAUUUUUUCUGAUUUGGAAGAAACUCA
Molecule: messenger RNA, 7558 nt
Organism: Alosa alosa (allis shad)
Lineage: Eukaryota; Metazoa; Chordata; Actinopteri; Clupeiformes; Clupeidae
Gene: fndc3ba
Product: fibronectin type III domain containing 3Ba
Exons: 26
Coding region: 131-3781 (1216 amino acids)
Molecular function (GO): protein binding
Source: RefSeq, a predicted model, not a curated record